Alternaria burnsii is the source of this 1053-nucleotide messenger RNA. RefSeq names its product sure-like protein. Gene Ontology annotation, cellular component: P-body. The transcript is spliced from 3 exons. NCBI's taxonomy places the organism in Eukaryota, Fungi, Ascomycota, Dothideomycetes, Pleosporales, Pleosporaceae. The record is from RefSeq and is a predicted model, not a curated record. Bases 1 to 1053 code for a protein of 350 amino acids. Gene Ontology annotation, molecular function: hydrolase activity.
AUGCAUAUUCUUGUCACCAACGAUGAUGGUCCACCAUCAGAUCAGUCCUCGCCCUAUGUACAUUCGCUGGUGUCAACACUACAGAAGCAUGGGCAUACCGUGUCAGUCGUUCUCCCGCAUACACAGAGGUCAUGGAUAGGCAAAGCACAUCUUGUGGGCAAAUCCAUACAACCGACAUACUACCGCCCCGCGCCCCUCCAAACAAACGCUGAAGGGCGUCUCACGAACCAUGGCACAACGCACAACUCCCCUCUGCCAUCCUCGUCGAACGAAGAAGAAUGGGUGCUCAUCGACUCGACGCCUGCUUCCUGCGUACAGAUCGGUCUCUACCACUACUUUUCAGACCGCGGCCCGAUUGACCUCGUAGUCAGUGGCCCUAAUUACGGUCGCAACAGCACUGCCAUCUUUUCCUUAUCGUCGGGCACAAUUGGUGGCGCAAUGGAGGCAGCAGUAUGCGGCAUGAAGUCCAUCGCCCUCUCGUACGCAUUCUUCGACCGCAACCACGACGCCAAGAUCAUCAGUGAUGCCAGCGAGCUCAGCGCUAAACUCAUAAAACAUCUGUGGGACCACUGGGAUGCAAAUACCCACCUUUACACCGUCAACGUACCGCUGGUUGAGAAUGUUGGAGAGCGCAAGAUCCUAUGGACGAACAUGCUGCAGAACUCGUGGAAGAGCGGAAGCUGUUUCCAGGUCGUCGAAGUACCGUCCGAAGCUGACGACACACCGUCAGACAUCGAGGGUCAGAUACGCAAACAAGAGGAGAAGUUUGGGAAGAAGGAGCUGAAGGCGAACUCUGAAAUACAAGGUGGAGUGUCGGGCACAGACAGUGGGCGAGAAACGCCUUCAGGUCAGGCCCAUAUGCGGUAUACACACAAGCACUUCAAAUGGGCACCGACUUUCAAAGAUGUGUAUGAGAGUGUUGAGGCCAGUGAGCCCGGCAAUGAUGGAUGGGCGGUCGCGCAGGGCUUUACCAGUGUGACUCCACUACGGGCAAACUUUAUGCAUGUGAAUGGGUUUGAGGGAGAAAUCAACCUGGGUGCGGGGGCUUCGUAG